GGAUACUUUUCCCGCUAUCAGGAGCUUGCCGUUUUAAUCAGCAAGAAGUUUCCUGGUACGGGAGUGAAAGGUAUUGUGGGAAGACCAGGUGCCUUCGAAGUCAAAAUUAACGGACAGCUUGUCUUCUCCAAGCUUGACCGUCAUGGCUUCCCAUGUGACGAAGAUGUUUUAAACCAGGUCAAGAACGCCUACGAUGGGAAACCUUUGGAGAGGAUCCUCAGAUGCCAAGAAAAUUGUACCAUCUUGUAGCCCCCCUCUGUCCUGCUGCUGCGACGGGAGCACGGUUUCAUCUGAGAUCCAGCCGGGAUGAAGCACUUUGAGCUGCUUCCUGUGCAGGUUCUGCAGAAAGUCAGCUCCUCUCUCUGCUCCCAUUCGACCCUCCAGGCUGUUAAUGAGUACUGUAGCUGAAAGUCUUAAAGGUUAUGGUAU
Nematolebias whitei (Rio pearlfish) is the source of this 429-nucleotide messenger RNA. Its product is annotated as migration and invasion enhancer 1-like. The transcript has 3 exons. The record is from RefSeq and is a predicted model, not a curated record. The annotation marks the transcript as partial. Lineage: Eukaryota; Metazoa; Chordata; Actinopteri; Cyprinodontiformes; Rivulidae.